Molecule: messenger RNA, 657 nt
Organism: Paramecium octaurelia
Lineage: Eukaryota; Ciliophora; Oligohymenophorea; Peniculida; Parameciidae
Source: the annotation of a GenBank genome assembly
AAAAUGAACAACUAUGUAUACGGAUAGAACUGUAAGUAUUUUUAUUCAAACUAAUAGAGUAGGGAAUAAUUUAGCAAUUGUUCUUAAAGAUUGAAUAGUUAAUGACAGAAAUAUAAAAAUUGACGAACUUCUCCAAUCAAUUAAUAAUGAAUCUAUAGACUCAAGAAAACUAAUACAAUUCUCUUAAGAGAUAGUUUAAUGAUCUAUGGGGUUAAUUAAGUGAGCAAUAAAAGAUCUGGUUUAAUUUAAAGAAUAAUACUCAACACUAUACUCUAUCAAAUGAAGCCUUCGUGAUGACUAAUUUAAUAACCGAUAUAAAGAGUAGAGUAUCAGAGAUACAACAGUUCAAUUCUUAUUAAUAUGAUCAAUAUAAAUACAAAAAAUGCUAAUUAUGCCAAGAGAAAGAUUACACAAUAAGCAAUUUGAAAGCAUAAAUACAGAAAUAGGCACAGAUUUUAAUAAAAUUGCAAUGUAAAGAAUAUCAAAUAUAUUUAACUAGAGGACAGUGAAACUCCACAGCCUUAAAUUUAAAAUAAUAUUGCUAAUUAUUCUAAUCAAAGAAUCCAUACUGAUGGAUUUACAAGGUAAAGGUUUGCCUCUCAGAAACUGUUCUAAAGUAAUUUAAGUACGACAACAGCUCCUGGCUCAAGGUUUUGA